UGCAACAUGAAUCUGUUGAAUUUAGCCAAAAAGGGGGGGGGGGCGUUGAUGAAGAAAGAAGCGGCGAAUCUAUCCAGUAUGAUAAUAUUGCAUGAGAGGGGAAGCGGGCUGGGGUGGGAUGAUGAUGCAGCCCACUGAGGAAGGAAGGAAGUCAGGAAGGAAAGCAGCAGCACUAGUAGUGCCGCACCACUCCACUCCAGUUCGUCCAAGCUCAGCAGACGAAGAAGAAGAAAAGAAUCUCUUUCCCUCUCUCUCACACUCUCACUCUCAUCCCAGUGUCCAGGACGACGACCACAACAAUAGUAUCCAAAACGGUGAUUGUGCACUGCUGCUCCUCCCUUCGGAUGAUGGUGGCGAUGAUGCAACAGCAGCAGCAUCGAAGUGGGCGGAGGAGGAGGUCGGGUGGGGGGAGCAGCGGAGGAGUCAAGUUGCAGCAGGGCCUGGCUUGAAGUCACCAGCAGCCCCGCCCCCCGGCAUCUGGGGGGGCCAGGGCGUAUGGAGGGCGCGCUCGACAACAGCCUGCCAGCCUAGAGAUUCUGCCGAACUCCACCAUUCAGACACACCAUUCAAUGCCCGUCGAGGACGCACUGCUGAACUGCCGUCGGCCGGCCCCCGCACCAUCCAUCAGCUGGAAUCUGUGGCGCGUCGCAGACAUCUCCCUGCCGAUUCUCUCGUGAUGGUACGGCUACGUGUUACUAAUGCCCAACGACGAACUCGAUGGCAAUAAUUGGAAAAACUGAAGAGCUUGAACACGGAUUUCUCACGCCUGGGUUUCCGACGAGUGACAAGUUCACAGACGAAAAUUCUGUCUGCGAGAUCAGACUAGAUCCGAAUCAGGAUGGAACCGGUGUUUGGAGCGAUGCCGCAGUGAAGGUGGCGAUGUGAGCGGACCGUGUAGAUAUGUUGAGCCUGGGGUUCCUGAUGCUAUUUCCCGGGACGUAGCUCGUGAAUGACUGUUUGAGUUGCAGGGCCAGAUUUCUUUUGAUGAGGAAUGGAGCCCAUCGCGCUUGUCUAACCAUUCUCUGCGACAGAACUUGUACAGUUUGAAGAAAAAAGUAGUACAGGCUUGACCUUUAGAGAGAGACUGGAAAAGCCGGAAUUUCGUUUUUCCCAGCUCGGUCGAGACGAUCAGCCAGAUCCUCGCUUGCUUUCCUGCGCUUUCUUGCUUGCGCGCAAUCUCGACCCGACAUCUUGGACAUCUUAUUUGCGCUUGAAAAAUCGCUGCCAUUGGGUUUAGCAGACUGACGUUGCGAUUAGUUCCAGGUGGUCGUGCGAUAAGGGAGGCUAACCGUUUCCGUCCCUUUGAUUCCUGGAAAUCCGGGGGGAUACGAGCGUAGGGGUCGCAAGAGGUGUCGCACCAGAGUUGAUGAGCUGGUGACGAGGGAGGCCGCGUGUAGAGAGCCAGCGGGCAAGGAAUCGGAGAAAGGGAGUGCCUGGAAGUGGGCUUCGGGGUACUUUUCAACAACAGCUCGGAUUGCAGGACUGUGGGUUCUGUCGUGUCGUGUUCGUCGUCUGAGCUUGUUGCGUUUCACUCAGGAGUUGGAAUUUUGGGAGAAGAAGCGGAAGACAGGGGGAGUGGAAAGAUGAAUCCUUCAGGAGUUCUGAGUUUGGAAGCUGUUCGAUUUUGUUCAUCUCUAUAGUCGCGCAUGAAUUUGCAGGAAGGAAUCGUUCGGGUAGGGGUCCGUCUCUGUUGGCAGUGACGGUGGGUUAGCAGCUAGGUUUGCAUGCCACCAUCUGGUUCCCAGCGUUGUGGAUUCAUUGCAGUAUUAGCUGAAUCCAGAACAGAUGAAGUGAUUAUGCGAGUAGACUUAAUUUAUCGAGAGGAUUUCAUUCAGCUGGUGCACAUCCAAGUCGAACGUCAGGGGUAGAGGCAUUCAGGUUUGCCAGGCAGACAUUAUACCUUCACCUUAUUCUUGUCUCUACACAAUACCGGGCGUCUCGCGUUGUCGGGAGGAGCGAAAGGGUUCCUUUCUUGUGUCUGUAAGACUGGAAUUUCACCCAUUCUGACAGGUCAAGCUUGCGAGAAUUUAGGGUAAGAAUCGCCGAGGCUAUUAUCCAGGCGGGUCUCGUAGGAAUUCGGCCUCAAAUAACGUCGCCAUCAUGUCGGAAGACGGAACUAAGGCUGAUACAUGACCACCGAUCUGUAUUUCGUGACGUAAUCGUUCUGAGAGAUUAGCUCCUAGAUUUUUACCCCCAUGCCAAGCCUCCAAUGCCUACUCAAAUGCCACCCUUGCUCCCCACUUCAGCUGCGCGCCAACGAAGCCAUAGCAAUAGCAGCAGCCCACUAGCAUCACCAGGGAUGUUGCAAUCCUUGCCACCCCUCGGUGCGCAGUGUCCUUCUCAACUCUUUCUUCCAACCUCGGUUGGUGGAGUCCGGGGGAUUCAGCCUCUGGCGCGCGACGCCACUCCACCCGAGCAGCCAAACUACUACUCUGCCGUUCCGGGCGUCCGACCUUCCUCAUGGGAAACGUCGUCUCCCCAUGUAAUCACUUCUCCAUCCAUCACUGCCCAAUACCAUCCCCUCAACAUUAGUAAGUAUACACCGCCUCAUGUAGCAGCGCCAACCCUGCGUAACAUCCACCAUGGAUUGGCUUUUGUGACCUUGCAGGAGGGCUCGUUCCCAUCCUUCGAUAUUCCGUCUUUUCAUAAUCUCUCAGCAACUUAUGCCCAGCAGUGGCCCAGCACCAAUGGCCAGUGGGUCGUUACAGAAUCCUCCCAGUCGGCUGUGCCUUGGCCAUCGAGCACCAUAUCCAUGGGUGCGUCGAGCUCGUCAACUGGGGGCAGUACCGCUGCAGCUCACGCGCAGCUCAGUGCUCUUGUGCCGACAAAUAGCUGUGGCUUGAAUUUUCAUUGUCUUCGAGGGGGAGUUACUGCGGCAACGACUGAUGAGGGUAGAGGGUUUUCCAUAAUCGGAAGGGACGAUGGAACGGGGUCUGGUAUGCGAAUGGAAUUGCAGGAAAUAGGGUCUGGAAGAGGGGGUGAUUCUACAUCUUUAGAGCAGUAUGCUAAUUCUAGACUCGGCAUAACCCCUGAGAUUAAUGCUGCAAAUCUUUGCCAUCCUUUGCAGGUAUUACUUGAAGGAGCAUCUGAUCAGAGGAUACUCCGUGACAGCGAAGGGUCCUCACAGACAGCAGAGGCUUCAGUGAACAUUCCUGAAUGGCCGGAACCCAAUUGGAUGGAAAUUUUUACGGACCCCUACGAUGAGAGCGUGCCCCUGGAUACUAUUAAUGGGAGAGUAUUCCAAGCACCAGCAAAUUUACCUGCACCUCCUCCCCUCAUACCUGCAAGAGAUUUACGUACUGAUUGGCAACAUUCAGGUGCUGUUUCAGAAGGGAGUCCAGGCACUUCAGGGACUCCUACAUCAGUAGGAGCAUCGGUCGGAGCAUCAGUCGGAGUAUCAGCCAUUGCCUCAACUACAGCGUCAACCGAUGAAGCUGCUUCUGUCAAAACACGUCUACGAUGGACUCCAGAACUCCAUGAAAAGUUUGUUGAUGCUGUUGCUCAAUUGGGUGGACCUGAACGUGCAACACCCAAAGCUGUGCUGCGUAUCAUGAGCGUUGAAGGGAUUACCAUAUAUCAUGUCAAGAGCCAUCUACAGAAAUACAGACUUAUCCCUGAGACUUCUGAAGAUGCUAGAAAUGAUCGAAAACGAAAUGAUAGUUCAUUCGGCGGCAUGGAUAUUAACUCGUCAGUUUUCCGAAACUUUCAUAUUUCAAGGCGUAUUAGUCACGGAUUUUACUUUUCGACUGUAUGGCAAUAUGAAAAAAGACUCAGAUGUUGUGAUUCAUCUGCGUGGAGUUUGCAAAUGACUCAAGCCUUGCAGAUGCAGAUGGAGGUGCAGAAGCGAUUGCAUGAGCAAUUGGAGAUACAAAGGGAGCUUCAAUUGCGAAUUGAGGCUCAGGGGCAAAGCCUGAAGAUGAUGUUUGAAGCACAAACGAAGGCCUCUGGAGCUUUCGGCUCACACCCUGACCUCUCCAGCAUGGAACAUUCAGAGGGCGGGAGCGACGCACCCAAUAGUCAGGACGCACCAGCAGCACAAUCCUCUCAUCAAGUGCCUGAGACAUUAUCCUCUCCGCAGGAUGCAAGUGGGAGCUCUGCCUCGCAAGAACCAUCCACCAAACGAGCCCGAGUGGAUGUGGUUCCCAAUCCCAAUCUGAGAAUGCUUCACUCCAAAGAUACUACUACUGCUGCUACUCCCAAGACGGAGCUUCUUCAUAGUUGCUCUGCUCCUCCUCCUCCUCCUCCUCCGGAUCGGACAGCCUCUUGUGAAUCAUCCCCUCAAGGCAGCUCACCAUCACGGCUAGCUGAGGGCUUAUCUUCUUCUAGCCUAGCUGAUGGGACGCCACAGACCAUGGCCCCCAUGACUACUGAUCAGGGUGCUGGACUCACACCACAACGGCAUGGCACAACAUCACUACAGAGUUGCAUGCCGCAGCAAUCUGGCAGCAUGACUUUGACAUCCCUGCAAGCCUCCGUCUUGUAAAUGUUCAUUGUUUUCAUUAUCAUCUUUCUCUCUUGUAUAGCCCUUCGAGUAGUAUCCUGGUUGUCUCCCUUGAGCAUGAUAUCAACGAUUGUUAAUCUCUAUGGCAGGGGAUGGUGCCCAAACUACUCUGAUAAAACUCUAAAUGAAAAGGGUUCAAUGUUAUUGCCGCUGCUGAUGCAGGCAGACAUGGCUACAGUUUUGAACAGCAAUUGGUUGAUUCAGAAGGCAGCAUAUGAUGCCUUACGCUAAAUUCGAUUACAUGAUCGGCAGUUGCUCCUGUUCAGACAUUCUCGGAAUAAGAACCAGUGCUACCAUUGGAACCUUUCCAAGUGCA
Molecule: messenger RNA, 4817 nt
Organism: Physcomitrium patens
Lineage: Eukaryota; Viridiplantae; Streptophyta; Bryopsida; Funariales; Funariaceae
Source: RefSeq, a predicted model, not a curated record